Anopheles coustani is the source of this 1548-nucleotide messenger RNA. It is a transcript of the gene dpp, whose product is annotated as protein decapentaplegic. The coding region runs from base 1 to 1548 and encodes 515 amino acids. The record is from RefSeq and is a predicted model, not a curated record. The transcript has 2 exons. Gene Ontology annotation, biological process: SMAD protein signal transduction; BMP signaling pathway. NCBI's taxonomy places the organism in Eukaryota, Metazoa, Arthropoda, Insecta, Diptera, Culicidae. Gene Ontology annotation, molecular function: cytokine activity; growth factor activity. Gene Ontology annotation, cellular component: extracellular region.
AUGCACGCGUGGCUCCAUGUCCUCGCGGUGCUGGCGAUCUUACCGAGCCUCAUCCAAGUCGCUGGCACCGACGGUACGGGAUCGACCGCACUGAUCAGCGUCUUCAGCAGCGGGGCCGUCGAGGAUGGCGAGUCCCUGAGAUUCAGCAGUACCAAUCAACCUGGACCGACCUCGGAGGCCGCCAGUAGUGUCGCGAGUGAGAAAUUGGCGUCCGGGACGGCGAGUCGGAACAUCCAAGUGAGUCCGAUGGUGCAAAGUGGUGGCGUGAACAGUGAUAUCAGCGAGUACAGAGAGUUCGUCGAGCGAAAGCCGGACCCGGUGGAAGAACUGGUGGACGAACCGGUGGAACCAGCGCAGAAUAGCGUUGACAGCGAGAAUGAACUUGGUGACGGUAGCGACGGCUACGGUAGCGCUAGCAGUGAUAGUAGUGCCAGCAAGCCAGAUCCUAAAACACUAGUCGAAAUAGAGAAGAAUCUCUUAAGUCUGUUUGGUUUUCCUAAUCGACCAAAAAUCGAUAGAUCUAAGGUGGUGAUACCAGAAGCGAUGAAGCAGCUCUACGCUCAGAUCAUGGGCCAUGAUCUGGUCGACUCCGUCAGCGUACCAAAGGAAGGACUCAACACGCGCAACGCGAACACGGUGCGGAGUUUCACGCACGAAGAAAGUAACAUUGACGAGCGGUUCAAGCACCACCAUCGCUUCCGGUUACUGUUCAACGUAUCGAGUAUCCCGCGAGGCGAGAAGUUGCGUGCGGCUGAACUGACGUUGACGCGAGACGGCAUUCCGGCUGCCCUGCCGUCCACCACCUAUCAGGUUCUGGUGUACGACAUCGUGCGACCCGGCAUCAAGGGUAAGCGCACCCCAACCUUCCUCCUGGUCGACUCGCGUACGUUGCGCAUCAACGAAACGGGCACGGCCAGCUUCGACGUGAUGCCGGCGGUGGAGCGAUGGCUGCGGCAACCACGCAAAAACCACGGGCUCUUCGUGCAGGUGACCAGUCGUCAGCAGCGUGGCCAUCGGCGGCAGCGGCGCAGUGUGCAGACGGUGCCGGACCACGAACACGUCCGGCUGCGACGUAGCGUCGACGAACAGCACGACAGCUGGGUACAGAAGCAACCACUGCUGUUCACCUACACCGACGACGGGCGACACAAGCAGAGGCCGAUCCGGGACGCCAUCAGCAGCGCCAACCGGGCCCGGCGUGCCUCGGCCAAGCGCAGCAGUCGUCGGAAAAACGAGCUCUGCCAGCGAAAACCACUGUACGUCGACUUCAGCGACGUCGGCUGGAACGACUGGAUCGUGGCGCCGCCCGGGUACGAGGCGUACUUCUGCCAGGGCGACUGCCGGUUUCCGAUCGCCGACCAUCUCAACACGACCAACCACGCGAUUGUGCAGACGCUGGUCAACUCCUACAACCCGACGCUCGCGCCCAAGGCCUGCUGCGUGCCCACGCAGCUCUCCUCCAUCUCGAUGCUCUACCUCAACGAGCAGAACAAGGUGGUCCUCAAGAACUACCAGGACAUGACGGUGGUCGGCUGUGGCUGUCGAUGA